AUGUGUCUUCAAAAAUUAUUUGACAUCGCACAUGGAAAAGUUCAAGAUAUAGUUGAUAAAGAAGCGUUAGAGUUUUUAUCUGACCAAAGAAUAGAUAGAAAAUACGAUUUACAUAUUUGCAAAGAAAAUGACAAUAUUUGUCAGCCAUUAGAAAAACCAAUGUUCGAACAAGAUGAUGCUAAUACCACUCGAUUGAAAGAUAAUAAAUCCGAAAAUGACGAUAAUAUUUAUUUAGUAACCGAAGAUGAAUAUUGUUCGAAUUCAGAUGUGAAUUUACCAUCAAGCUCUAAAAGCACAAGUGAGCAGCCCUUAAGUGGUGAGCCGCCUUUAAGUGGUGAGACAACUACUUCUUACCAAAGCACACUAUCAAUGUUUGAAGUUCAAGGACGAAAUUAUGAACCUAAGAAUAAGAGAGGAACAAUAAAUAUUUUGACUGAAGACGUUGUUGCUACCUUAGAUAGUUGCAAUAUCCUGUCAAAAUUUCGAAGAGAAGCUGCUGAACGAAUAAAAAGAGAAUUUGGUCACAUUGAAACUGGUCCGGUGGUAGUACAUUGGGAUGGAAAGUUGAUACCUGAUGGUUUUUCUUGCAAAAAGGUCGACCGAGUACCGAUCAUAGUUAGAAGUAAUACUAUCGAAAAAAUACUAAGCGUACCGGCAUUACCAGAUGGGAAAGGAGUAACACAGGCACAAGCAAUUUUCAAAGCGGUUCAGGAAUGGGGAUUAACUGAUAAUAUUAAAGCAGUUUGUUUCGACACUACCAAUUCAAAUCUCGGUUCUUGA
This is a messenger RNA of Brassicogethes aeneus, 780 nucleotides long. NCBI's taxonomy places the organism in Eukaryota, Metazoa, Arthropoda, Insecta, Coleoptera, Nitidulidae. The record is from the annotation of a GenBank genome assembly.